Messenger RNA from Daucus carota subsp. sativus, 1184 nucleotides. RefSeq names its product 3-isopropylmalate dehydratase small subunit 1. Gene Ontology annotation, molecular function: hydro-lyase activity. The coding region runs from base 74 to 832 and encodes 252 amino acids. Lineage: Eukaryota; Viridiplantae; Streptophyta; Magnoliopsida; Apiales; Apiaceae. The transcript is spliced from 2 exons. The record is from RefSeq and is a predicted model, not a curated record.
GCAUGCAUCUUACAUACAAAGCUGCUCUUCUUGUUUACUGUCCACUCCUCACUGGCUCACUCUAUAUUCAUCAAUGGCGGCGGCAACAUUCUCGUCUCUCCACCACAACAUCUCUAUCUCAUCUUCCCCAAACAAACCUCACCACUCUCUCACUUCCCCGAAUCUCAUUAAGUUCCCCUCCUCACAAAGCAUAAACCGCUCAUCUUUAAUCUCCAAACCCACACUCUCCCCUAUCCCCACGCGCACACGCGCCGCUGCCGAUGACUUCACCGCACCAGCAACAGCUUUCCACGGCGUGUGCUACGUCGUCGGCGACAACAUCGACACCGACCAAAUCAUCCCCGCCGAAUAUCUAACCCUAGUCCCCUCAAACCCCGACGAGUACAAAAGGCUCGGAUCUUUCGCCUUAAUCGGACUCCCUAUGGCAGCCUACCCGACCCGGUUCAUGUCCCCUGGCGAAUUCACCUCGCAAUACUCGAUUCUCAUCGGCGGCGAUAAUUUCGGGUGCGGAUCGUCGCGUGAGCACGCGCCGGUGGCGUUAGGAGCGGCAGGAGUGAAGGCGGUGGUGGCGGAGUCGUACGCGAGGAUAUUUUUUAGGAACUCGGUGUCUACCGGAGAGGUUUAUCCGUUGGAAUCGGAGAAGAGGUUAUGUGAAGAGUGUAAGACAGGAGAUGUGAUUACAAUUGAGCUAGGUGAGAGUUUGUUGAUUAAUCAUACGAGUGGAAAGGAGUAUAAGUUGAAGCCGGUUGGGGACGUUGGACCGGUUAUUGAAGCCGGUGGCAUUUUUGCCUAUGCGCGAAAAGCUGGGAUGAUUCCUUCGCGAGCUGUUUAGAAAUUCAGGUCGAUACAAUUUCACAUAGAGAUAAUUGCUUAGCUUGGUUCAAGAAUCACGGAAUCUUGAGAAACAGUGCCUUGCAAGAGCAAUAAAUUCAUUCUUUCAACUGCAGGUCUUACCUUACAAGCAAAACAGGACCAUUGUUUUUCGAGACCAAGAAGAGCGAGUACAGUUCAUAAAGAUUUUGGAGCAUUUAUCUAACCUCAGUUUGUGCGUAAUUAUUUACUGUAAUACGUUGUAGAAAUGCAAUAUGCACUGCAACUCCAUUAUUUGUUAAAAUAUGUAUUCCAAACUCUGAAAGUCACUGUAUUAAUGAAAAGUUUUGAUGAAAAGUUCAAAUUUGCCUGCA